Cotesia congregata is the source of this 1986-nucleotide messenger RNA. Lineage: Eukaryota; Metazoa; Arthropoda; Insecta; Hymenoptera; Braconidae. The record is from the annotation of a GenBank genome assembly.
AUGGCUCUAAAUGAAGACGAGAACACCUGGGCAUUGGAAUUAGAAGCAGCUCUUUUGGACGCGGAGUCACUCUCAGCAUCAGAUAUUUAUGCUAUGACAAAAGGCCAGCCGAUUCCUGCUAAUUUGAGGCCAGAUGUUUGGCAAGCAUGCCUAGAUGUCACAAACAGAGGGAACCAGUUAAUACAUUUUAAUGAAAUAUUUGAUCUUCCUGAGCAAAAUCUUAUCAGAAAAGAUUGCCAGCAGCUUGUUGAUAAGUUGGGCAAUGAUGACUGCGACAAAGUGUCUGUGCUAUCUGACUUGGAGUCGAUAGUAACAUUCUACUGCAAAAGCCGCGGUAAAAAAUACGAGACCGGUAAUGGGUGGUUAGAAUUACUGGGACCACUGAUAUCUUUAAAGUUACCUCGUUCUGCUACGUACAAUUUAUUCGAGGCCAUCAGAGACGUCUAUGUCCCACGAGGUGACACACACAGCUCUAUACUUCGACUUCUAUUGCUGUAUCAUGAUCCAGAGUUGUGUUCUUUCCUCGACACAAAACGCGUUUCUCCUGAUCAAUAUACCAAAGGAUGGAUUAAUACACUUUUUGCAGGUGUAUGUACCUUGCCUGUUAUUCACACAAUAUGGGAUCUUUAUUUUAUGCAGGAAGAUCCUUUUUUUAUGUUGUUUUCAUCACUUGUUAUGGUUGUUAAUGCAAGUAUGAAAGAUGAAGAUAGACAAAAUAUAAUAGACACAUUAUCAGCAAUGCCACGAGCAAUAGAAGUUGAAGACGUUCCUGACUUCUGUUCACUAGCGCAAUACUACAAGCUGACAACACCAACUUCAUUUAAACAAGAAUUGUAUCCGAUAAUGUUUGGCGAGGGUGGUGAUGAAAAAUUUAUAUCACAUGCUUUGUGUUUGCCAGUAACAGCUGAAGAAUUAGUGGAAAAUACCAUUGAAGCACCGCAAUGUUCAAGUAUUCCUUCCGAGUCAGUUCGAUUUUUCCUUGUGGAUUGUCGUCCAGUUGAGCAGUACAAUGCUGGUCAUUUGCCUACUGCAUUUCAUCUGGAUUGCAACUUGAUGCUCCAAGAGCCUGCGGCAUUUGCGACCGCUGUUGAUGGAUUAUUGCGAGCCCAACGACAAGCGUUAGCCAUUGGUUCGAAUGCCGGUGGUGAACAUUUAUGCUUCGUCGGUAGUGGCAGACAAGAGGAAGAUCGCUACACUCACAUGGUCGUCGCGUCCUUUUUACAAAAGCACACCCAGUAUGUCAGUAUGGUGAAAAGUGGCUACCAAGCAAUUCACGAGUACUUUGGUGAUGAAGUUAUCACUAAUUUAGUCGACCAUAAUUUUCAGCGAUGCUUAAUUUGUAACUCUAAUUCCUCGGAGGGUAACUCGAAAAAUACCAGUCCAACUAAAAAUAAAAGCAAUUCCGAUUUGUUUGGUAAAAUAGGAAUGGCUAUGAAACUCAAGAGUCAAGAGGUCAAGGGGAAAUUGUUUGACUACAUCGUUAAUCCGUCGACUAGUGUCAAUAGUAGUAAUAAUGGUGAUAGUAAAAAAGAAGAUGAGCCUUCCAAACGGUCUAAACCGACUAUGCCUGUUUUUAGUAUCGAUGAUGUUCAUGAUCCAGACAUGGUUAUUAGUAAUCCGGAAAAUGAACAACCUGUUGAAGUUGUUUCUAUAAGUCAGUGGUUGAAAAAUCCACAAUUGUUACAUUCCUUCAAGUGUCAAGAAGUUAAAGUUAAUGGAUAUGUUUAUGAAAGCCAUCUUAUAGUCCUAAGAGAGAUCCAAGAACGCAGAGAUGCAGCGCAUGUCAUUGUUAAACGUCCACUGUCAAAUAUAGUUAGGAUAACAUCGCGUAAACAUCAUCCAGAUUUAAUAACAUUUAAAUACGGUACUACACAGAGUGAUAUGCUAGUUAUUUCGGAUAUGGACAGACUUCUUAUUCCCAACGGAGGUGAAGCUGUUAAAUUAAUUUCGCAACAAAUUCUGAAGGAAUUGAAGAGUUCCAAAUAA